UCACCCAACACAACACAAGCUUCUCUUUUUCUUUCUCCUAAUCAUUCAUAUACAUAUGUUCCUGUCCUGUGCUGAUUCAACAUGGAUGAUGAACCUUUUCUCCCAAACACUUCAACAAUACCAGAAGAUCAUCAUCAUCAUCAUCAUCAUCAUCAUUCUACCCAACCAUCAUCAAACUUGAGAGAAUUACCUUCUGGGUGCCUUGAUCUAAUCUCUAGUGAUGCCAAUAUCCCCAUCAUCAAGACCACCCCAAAUUCUUCUUCUUAUGUAAAUGUUCUUGCCUGCAGCUUGAAAAAGAACACAAGAAAGCUUCCCCAUCGCUCACACUCUGCUCCAUCUUUAUUCACUCAAGCCAGGGAGUCUUCAAUGCCCAAUUCUUUAGACCCUAGGACACCUCCCAACUCUACUCCGUUGAUCGUUCGGCAAGCGUUUAUUGGUGUGGUCUUUUAUCUAAUUAUUGUUGUUGUUAUAUUCCUGCUUAGUGGAAGGUUCAAGGGUACUACCACAUUAAAGCCAGUGGAUGCCUUGUACUUCACUGUGGUUACACUUUGCACCAUAGGAUUUGGUGAUAUAGUUCCUGACUCCACAUUUACCAAGCUCUUUACUUGUGUUUUCAUAUUGGUUGGUUUUGGGUUUAUAGACAUUCUGCUAAAUGGGUUGGUCGCCUACAUUUGUGACAGGCAAGAAGCAGUUCUGUUGAGUGCUGUGGAUGAGAAUAGGUUCAACACAUACAUGAUUGAUAAAGUUAAAGGGAGAAUGAGAAUUAGAAUCAAAGUGUGCUUGGCCUUGGUAGCUGUCAUUGGCUGCAUUGCUAUAGGAACAAUUGGAGUACAUUUUCUGGAGAAUUUGAGUUGGGUUGAUAGUUUUUAUCUCUCUGUUACUUCUGUCACAACUGUUGGUUAUGGAGAUUUCGCUUUCACCACAGCAACAGGAAGAUGUUUUGCCAUUGUUUGGCUUUUGAUUAGCACACUGGCGGUUGCCAGGGGAUUUUUAUACCUGGCUGAGUUCAGGAUUGACAGGAGGAAUCGUAGGAUUGCAAAAUGGAUUCUUCAGAAGAAGAUGACCCUUGGAGAUUUGGUAGCUGCAGAUCUUGAUAAUGAUGGAUCCAUCAGCAAAUCUGAAUUUGUUAUAUACAAGCUCAAGGAGAUGGGGAAAGUAACAGAGAAAGAGAUUCUUCAGAUCUGCAACCAAUUUGACUCUUUAGAUAAUAUCAAUUGUGGCAAGAUUACUCUUGCUGAUAUCAUGGAAGGUGGCUGAGUAAAACAAAGGUAUAGAAAAUGCCUCAGCUUUUGGUUACUUUGGCCAACACAGAGCACAUUCAAAAGGGUGCUUUUGCAAAACCACAAUUCCAAAUGCUAUGCCAAAUGGGCACACAAAAGUCUAGCUAGAUUUGGAAUUUUUCCUCACCGUAUAGAAACAAAAAUCAUUGCUCAAAAGUAGUUAUUGUUAUGAAUAGUUUGUACAUUAAGUAAAACUACAAGUCCCACAUUAGAAAAACAUAAAAGCUUUUUGUAGCUUUAUAAUGUGGGAAAAAGAUUUCUAUUUGAAGUUGAUGUAGGAGAAAAGGUUUAGAGGGAAAACAAAAGGCAAUUAUUUAUGUAAAAUACAUAUCAUUGUUUUUUAAUGGCUUCACAUACCAGUAUCAUAACAGUUAGGACAA
Hevea brasiliensis (rubber tree) is the source of this 1660-nucleotide messenger RNA. RefSeq names its product two-pore potassium channel 3. Bases 82 to 1257 code for a protein of 391 amino acids. The record is from RefSeq and is a predicted model, not a curated record. NCBI's taxonomy places the organism in Eukaryota, Viridiplantae, Streptophyta, Magnoliopsida, Malpighiales, Euphorbiaceae. The transcript has 2 exons. Gene Ontology annotation, cellular component: membrane. Gene Ontology annotation, biological process: stabilization of membrane potential; potassium ion transmembrane transport. Gene Ontology annotation, molecular function: potassium ion leak channel activity.